Sorex fumeus (smoky shrew) is the source of this 1787-nucleotide messenger RNA. RefSeq names its product aminopeptidase like 1 (gene NPEPL1). Bases 16 to 1587 code for a protein of 523 amino acids. Lineage: Eukaryota; Metazoa; Chordata; Mammalia; Eulipotyphla; Soricidae. The record is from RefSeq and is a predicted model, not a curated record. The transcript has 13 exons. Gene Ontology annotation, molecular function: manganese ion binding; metalloaminopeptidase activity. Gene Ontology annotation, biological process: proteolysis. Gene Ontology annotation, cellular component: cytoplasm.
CGGGCCGGGCGGAAGAUGGCGAACGUGGGGCUGCGCUUCGCGGCCAGCGCGGGGGACGCCGACCCCGCGGCGCGGCCGCUGCUGCUGCUCGGGCAGCUCCGGCACCUGCAGCGCCUGCCCUGGAGCCGCGUCCGCGGGAAGCUGCAGCCGCGGGUCAGCGAGGAGCUCUGGCAGACGGCCCUCAGCACGCUCAACCCCAACCCCACUGACAGCUGCCCCCUCUACCUGAACUAUGCCACGGUGGCCGCACUGCCUGCCAGGGUCAGCCGUCACAACAGCCCCUCGGCCGCGCACUUCGUCACCAGGCUGGUGCGGACCUGCCUGCCACCUGGGACCCAUCGCUGCAUCCUGAUGGCCUGUGAGCGCUCGGACGCCUUCGCCUCGGCCUGCGCCCUGGCCCGCGCCUUCCCGCUCUUCACCCAGCGCUCGGCCGCGGCCCGCCGGGCGGAGAAGAAGACGGUGACGGUGGAGUUCUUCCUGGUGGGGCCCGACGAGGGCCCCGCGGACGCGGCCACGCUGCAGUGCUUGGUCAGUGCCACGGAGGGGGUGCGGCUGGCCGCCCGCAUCGUGGACACGCCCUGCAGUGAGAUGAACACGGAUGCCUUCCUGGAGGAGAUCAAGAAAGUGGGCCAGGACCUGGGCAUCGCCCCGACCAUCAUCCGAGACGAGGAGCUGAGGGCCCGAGGAUUCGGAGGGAUCUACGGCGUGGGCAAGGCCGCCCUCCACCCACCCGCGCUGGCCGUCCUCAGCCACACCCCGGACGAGGCCACCCAGACCAUCGCCUGGGUGGGCAAAGGGGUCGUGUACGACACGGGCGGGCUCAGCAUCAAAGGGAAGACCACGAUGCCUGGGAUGAAGCGGGACUGCGGGGGCGCGGCGGCCGUGCUGGGCGCCUUCAGGGCCGCCAUCAAGCAGGGCUUCAAAGACAACCUCCACGCCGUGUUCUGCCUGGCCGAGAACUCGGUGGGGCCCAACGCCACACGGCCGGACGACAUCCACCUGCUGUACUCCGGAAAGACCGUGGAGAUCAAUAACACAGACGCCGAGGGCAGGCUGGUGUUGGCCGACGGCGUGUCCUACGCCUGCAAGGACCUGGGCGCGGACAUCAUCCUGGACAUGGCCACGCUGACCGGAGCUCAGGGCAUCGCCACGGGCAAGUACCACGCCGCAGUGCUGACCAACCACGCUGAGUGGGAGGCGGCGUGCGUGAAGGCGGGCCGGCAGUGCGGGGACCUGGUGCACCCGCUCGUCUACUGCCCCGAGCUGCACUUCAGCGAGUUCACGUCCGCCGUGGCCGACAUGAAGAACUCGGUGGCGGACCGGGACAACAGCCCCAGCUCCUGUGCCGGCCUCUUCAUCGCCUCGCACCUGGGCUUCGACUGGCCUGGGGUCUGGGUCCACCUGGACAUCGCGGCGCCUGUCCAUGCCGGCGAGCGGGCCACAGGUUUCGGCGUGGCGCUCCUGCUGGCUCUCUUCGGCCGGGCCUCCGAGGACCCUCUGCUGAACCUGGUGUCCCCCCUGGGCUGUGAGGAGGACGCCGCUGAGGGCGACACCGGGAGGGACUCCAAGCGGCGCCGGCUGGUGUGAGGCUCUUGCCGCUGUCGCCCGCGGGGAGCCAAGUGUCACCCACCCGCCCACGCCCCCGGCGCCCUCGGACCUGCGCUGGGCUCUCGUCUUCCGCCCUGCGGGGCCGGGGCCACCGUACCCAUCUGCUCCCCGCUGGGGCCGUGGCGGGGCCUCGGCGUCUCCCUGCAUGGGGCACCCACGCUCCCGGCCGCCCCCGCUUC